UUUCUCAGGCGCAUUUUGACUCCGAACAAGGAGGACUUGUGGACAAGAAGAUACGAGGCGAACGAUACAAUUUACCUUUAGUAGCUUUCAUCAGACAUCUCAAAACUCCUGGUUCAGACACUUUGGUUGCUACCGACAGAGUUUGAACAACAACGCGUCAGUUUAAAAAGUAAGAUGGGAAAUUCUGCGUUGUCAAAACGUGAAAAAUACGCAAAAGCGUACUUCAAGAAGAUUGUGGAUGAGAGGGCGUAUAAGGAUUUUGAUGUUGACUUCGAGUAUGAGAAUCUCGUAUUAAGUGGAGGCGGCGACAGAGCGUGCACAUACGUCGGUGCAGCAAAGGUUCUUGAUGAUCUGGGUAUCCUUCCAAAAAUCAAGCGAUUUGCUGGAACAAGCAUGGGAUCUGUCAUUGCGGCAACAUUGGCUGUCGGAGCAUCACCAGUAGACCUGUAUGCCUUCAUACUGGAGGAUCUGGAUCGGACUGUCAUGGAUAGUUCCAGUGUAACGAAGCUCUACAACGUAGUCACCAAGUAUGGCUGGCACUCGGGUGAAGCCGUUACCAAGAAGAUGAGAGAGGUACUCAACCGCUUCACAGGCAAUCCGGACUUGACCUUCGAACAGCUUUACAAGAUGCGUGGGAUUGAGUUAUGCGUGGUAGUUACCAACCUGACCAGCCAGUCCGUGGAGUACUGGCACCCGAAGACACAGCCUGACAUGUCCAUAGCCGUCGCAGUCAGGGCUUCGGUAUCGCUCCCAUUUCUCUUCCAACCGACGCAGGUUGAAGACAUCGUGACCGGGGAUUCCAUUUACUGCGUUGACGGCGGAAUCUUGAAGAACUUCCCGCUCAAUGCCUACGAUGGGUGGUACCUCUCAUUGAUGCCCAAGGAUUCCUUCUUCCAUAGGAUCGGCUCGAAGGACCUGCCACUCGGAGAGGUCAAUCCGAGAACACUGGGCAUCAAAGUAUUUAGUGCCCUGAUGGAAGAUCAAAGUUUUUCUUCUGAAAUUAGACGCUUUAAAAGCAAGGAGGUGACACGGCCUGACACUUCUUACGCCAAACUGCGGGGUCCAAUAGAAGAUACUGCCCGCCAUGCCCGUGAGGUCGAGAUGGAUAUGAUGCAGGCAGCAAUUCGUUUCAUCACCUUUCUCUCCAAAUUCUCGACAGUCAACGAAGAGGGGAUUCUGACCAAAGGCUUCAAGCUGGCUUUGGAGGGACUUGCUCCGACGUCUGACAGCGUUGAUGCUUUCAACGGGAAGGACUGGAAUCUUCUCUUCGGUGAGAACAGAACUAUAGCCGAGAUAACGAGCGAUCUUAACAGCAAUGAAGAUGAUGUGAUCUCCAACGAAGAACUCCUGAACCACUUCAGCAAGCACGGGGUCCUCUUGCGCCGCCUCAUGAUAAACAAGCCAGCUAGCAUCCAUCAGCUCCGGAGGAAGAUCAACUCUCUCUACGACUUCGCUCAUUCGAUCUCCGAUUCGUAUUACCAUGAGCUCCAGUGCAUGUCGCAUAAGGAAGAGGACGAAGAGAGGACCAUUCCCAUAUAUUCCGACUACAUAAGCAUGGUUGGGCCCAGGAUGACGCUAAAGGAUAAGGAAUUCAUUGUCAAGCAAGGCUAUGAGGCGACACUAGCUUUCUUCGAGGAGAAGGCGGAACAGAUCAAAGAGAAGGGGAAAGAGGAAGUUGUAGAUGUCAAAAACAUAUAAGAUAGCGAGAUGUUCAUUUUUCGGCUUAUUGUAUAUACUUCUGUACUCUCAUGUACUCAAAAGAAGGUGGUCCAAAUGGUGGCUUGAAAACAUUUGUCAAAAUAUGUUAAACUUAACAAAGCAUCUGAACUACAUAUCAGCUUACUAUAUCAUAGGAAGUAUUUAACACUGUAUAACUUUUGAUGGUGAAGUCAAGUGCUCAGGUAUAAUAACGAUCUCUCAUCUUUGUUUGCAAGUUUAAAUUAAUGAAUAAGUCAUUUGAAAUUGCUGACACUGCAUUUGUGUCUCAUCAAGAAAUGAGAAAGACAUUAGGCACCCUUUGCAACCCCUACGGACGACCGAGUGUGCAGUAUAAAGGUCGGCAGUGUCAUCCGGUCAUAAUCGGGAAAAUUUCCAAAAAGUCCGCGUCAAUAAAGUACAUUUACAUACAGUACUUCGUACUUCGUUGUUCAUAGCUCUUUAGGGUUACAAAACUUGCCUUUGAUUGAUAUGUAAAAUAGCACCCGACUGCGGAUGGUGCUGUGGUCAUCAACAUAAAUAGUUAAAGGCUUUCCCAAUUUUUUUUAAGUCAGAGAAGAAAAACAUAUAGAAACAAAACCACUGUAAUGUCAUGUUUUUUGCACCGAGUCUAAUAAAACAAUACGCCCUGUUCUCAA
This is a messenger RNA of Lineus longissimus, 2354 nucleotides long. RefSeq lists its product as uncharacterized. Gene Ontology annotation, biological process: lipid metabolic process. The transcript has 10 exons. Bases 175 to 1698 code for a protein of 507 amino acids. NCBI's taxonomy places the organism in Eukaryota, Metazoa, Nemertea, Pilidiophora, Heteronemertea, Lineidae. The record is from RefSeq and is a predicted model, not a curated record.